This is a messenger RNA of Chaetomium globosum CBS 148.51, 456 nucleotides long. RefSeq lists its product as uncharacterized. The coding region runs from base 1 to 456 and encodes 151 amino acids. The transcript is spliced from 2 exons. NCBI's taxonomy places the organism in Eukaryota, Fungi, Ascomycota, Sordariomycetes, Sordariales, Chaetomiaceae. The record is from RefSeq and is a predicted model, not a curated record.
AUGGAGGCAAAGGUUCGCUCGUUCAACAACCUGCCCAGGCCAGGGAACUUGGAAGGCAUCAAAUCGUUGGGUUUUUGGUGUCUGCCAUAUCGACCUUCAUCCACCCGGCGAUCUUGUACUGGCUGUCAACCCAUAGAGUCGGGUGGAUAUCGCAAUCAGGCCGCGCCGGCUCAGAUCCUUUCAUUGUCAACGACACGGCAGCAACCCGAGGCUACCAUCCCCUUCCUUCUAGAUGCCUUCGUCAACCCUAAGCCCAUGGACAAUCCCGACAUGGCUCAAGCAAUCAAAUCCGGCCUCAAAAAGCACGGCGUGAGCCCCGCGCUUUGCAAAGUUGGCGUCUGCACCGCUGAAGAGCGGGACAUCUUGGAGGCAGCCGGCGCGAAGCUCAGCAAGUUGACAGAGUCUUUGUUGGAUAUCGAGCGAGACGCAGUUGCUCCGGGCAAUUCGACUAAGUGA